Zingiber officinale is the source of this 1193-nucleotide messenger RNA. RefSeq lists its product as uncharacterized. The transcript has 2 exons. Lineage: Eukaryota; Viridiplantae; Streptophyta; Magnoliopsida; Zingiberales; Zingiberaceae. The coding region runs from base 80 to 997 and encodes 305 amino acids. The record is from RefSeq and is a predicted model, not a curated record.
GCUUAUUUUAAAAAUUUGGCUGCUUGAUCUGAACCCGCUCCGCCACCGGCACCGCCAACGCUCGCAACAGCACACCGCCAUGGCCUUGACCUUCCAAUCGACGAGUCCCCUGGGCAUUCCCCAAAUCCUAUGCCAAUCCAUCCUCCUCUUCCUCAAGGCCGGCCAGCUUCUCCUCCCCAUCUUCCUCCUCUCCGUCCUCUCCUCCUCCAUCCUCUUCUCCUUUUACUACUCCAUCGCCCCAAUCCCCCUCGACCUCGCUGACAAGAUCUCCAUCCUCCUCAAGGAAACCAAGCACCGCCCGCCAAACCUCCUCCCGUCCAUCGUCAACGACCUCAAAUCCUUCUCCGCAUUCGCGUCCGUCAUCGCCCUCUUCUCCUUCUUGUCCUCCCUCUUCCUCUCUCUCUCCUCCAUCCACACCUUCGCCGCCGCCUACACCGACACCGAUUUGACCCCCAACGGCCUCCUACACCGGAUCGCCCGCCGCUGGUACGAGACUAUGGUGACGCGGCUCUAUGCGGUCUUCCUCGCCGUCGGCAUCGCCCUCCUCUCCUCGUUCGCCAUCGCUUCCGUCGCCCUCGUAUCCCUUCCCUACUCAAUCUUCCUAGCCUUCCACGUGACCUUCUUGUACCUCUACCUGUCGACGCGGUGGCGGAUGAGUCUCGUGAUAGCGACCGUGGAGGAGACGUGGGGGAUCGGCGCGCUCUCCUGGGCGGUGAACCUCUGCUUGGGGAACAAGAAACGAGGUGUUGCGCUCACCGCCAUGAUGGUGACGAUGAAGGUGGCCAUCUACGGCGCAUUGUUAAUUGGGCUGCUGAUGGCCUCGGAUCCGACGAAGCAGACCUGGAUGGGGUGCGUCGUGGCUGUGGUGGAUGCGGCCUGGAACUUGUACACCAUGGCGGUGUACACCGUGUUCUACUACGAGUGCAGGAAGAGCCAUGGGCUAGACAUUAUUGGUUCGUCCGUGGUUCUUGUGAGGGUCAACGCUGUGGCAUAUUGAGGAGAUUGUAAAGAGGCUUCCUCGAACAUCUUAAUUGGCGAGAUUUGCAAGAUUUUAUUUUAGUGGAUUGAAGUGCUGUGGGCUACUAUUAAAUAAUUUCCUAUCCAGUCUCAGAUAUCAAUUUCUAGUGUUAUAUUAGUCUUCUGCUCUUGAGGAUUUUGUUUAUUUUUAGUCAUGUGGUAUUAACUAGUUUAUG